Molecule: messenger RNA, 4697 nt
Organism: Oryzias latipes (Japanese medaka)
Lineage: Eukaryota; Metazoa; Chordata; Actinopteri; Beloniformes; Adrianichthyidae
Gene: dpp10
Product: dipeptidyl peptidase like 10
Biological process (GO): proteolysis; regulation of potassium ion transmembrane transport
Cellular component (GO): plasma membrane; voltage-gated potassium channel complex
Molecular function (GO): potassium channel regulator activity; serine-type peptidase activity
Source: RefSeq, a predicted model, not a curated record
GGCCGAGCCUCCUCCCGCCUUUACUGCAUUCAGCCGGAGCUCCGGGCCACCGGUGGCGCACCGGAACGAGGAUGGAGGCUCGCGCGCGCGCGCGGUGUGUGCGGUGGUGGGGGGUGGCACCUUUCUGAGCUGGAGACACGCAUGCUGCUGGGACGUCUUCUUCCCAUUUUAUACCGGGGCUCCCGCAAAAAUAGCCCCCACCCCUUCAGGACCCCCCUCCUCCCCCCCGCUCCUCGCAGCAGCAGCAGCAGCAGGAGGACGCGGAUCCAGGAUGACAGCAUCUCUGCUCCACGUCCGAAGCACCUGGACGUUUUUCCCGCGGCUGUGAUGUGAACGCGCGGCGUGCGCACGCUGACCGAACCCCCCGCAGACAUUCAGUCGUGACGCUUUCGAGCUGUUUUCUGACCCCGCUCGUGAAAAAGGGACGUGGAUCUGUUGGCGUUUCUGCGCCGGUAACCGGACGAUGACCGCCACCAAGGAGCCGCCGAAGCAGCGGCCGAACCCGGCGCCGCAGGAGGAGGAUCUGGGUGGAGUGAGUCCUCCUCAGAGAAACUGGAAGGGGAUUGCCAUUGCCCUAUUGGUCAUUCUGGUGGUUUGCUCCCUCAUCACAAUGUCCGUCAUCCUCCUGACACCAGUGGACAACCAGGCUGGAAGCGACACUAAACUGACUGUGGACGAUCUGUUCAGACCUGAAUUCAAAGUUCAUGAUCCAGAGGCUAAAUGGAUCAAUGACACAGAAGUCCUUUUUAGGAACAGCGAUGGCCACGUCAUCAAAUUCAACGUCCUCACAAAUGAAACGGAGAUCGUCCUUACAAACACAACAUUUAUCAAUUUCAGCGUGGACCGGUACUCUGUGUCACCUGACCUGAAAUAUGUCCUAUUUGCAUACAAUGUCAAACAGGUCUACCGCCAUUCCUACAUGGCUUCUUACAGCAUCUACAACAUCCAGACACGAGAGGUUUGGGAGCUGAAUCCUCCAGAAGUGGCAAACUCUAUCCUGCAGUACGCUGCAUGGGGAGUUCAAGGCCAGCAGCUGGUCUACAUAUUUGAAAACAACAUCUACUACCAAUCGGAUGUGGAGAGUAAUUCACUGAGACUGACGUCAUCUGGAAAACAAGGAGCUAUUUUUAAUGGGAUCACUGACUGGCUUUAUGAAGAGGAAAUUCUGCAGUCCCAUGUGGCUCACUGGUGGUCUCCUGAUGGAGAGAGGCUGGCCUUUUUGGUUCUCAAUGACACUCUUGUGCCCAACAUGGUUUUACCGCGUUUUACCGGGACCUAUCCCAAAGGAAAGGAGUACCCCUACCCAAAGGCGGGCCAACCCAACCCCGUGGUGAAGCUCCAUGUUGUAAAUCUGUACGGGCCGACGCACACGCUGGAGCUGAUGCCCCCAGAGAUGCUCAAACUGCGGGAACACUAUAUCACCAUGGUCAAAUGGAUCAGCAAGACCAAGGCGUCUGUGAGGUGGAUGAACCGGUCCCAGAACAUCUCCAUCCUGACCGUGUGCGACACCACAACUGGAGCCUGCGUCACGAGGCAUGAAGAAAACUCUGAGCUCUGGCUUUCCAAGCAGGAUCAAGACCCCGUCUUCACCAAAGAUGGAAACAGAUUCUUUCUAACUGUCCCCGUCAAACAGGGAGGACGUGGAGAGUUUCAUCACAUCGCCAUGUUCACGACUCAGUUCAGAGCAGACCAGAAUGAAGUUCGACAUCUAACUUCUGGGAACUGGGAGGUGACCAAGAUCAUCUCCUAUGACGAGAACUCUGACAACCUGUAUUUUCUCAGCACGGAGGGCUCACCACGACGACGGCAGCUUUACAGUGUUAAAACCGUGGGUCUGUUUCCUCGCCGCUGUUUGACCUGUGAGCUGAACAAAGCUCAGUGUCUGUUCUUGGAUGCAGACAUCAGCCCUGCACAGCAGCACGUUCUGCUUCACUGUACAGGUCCAGCUGCACCAACUGUAAUCUUACACAGCUUCAACAACUCCAAUUACAUCAUCCUUGAAAACAACUCUUUGUUGAGGGCAACCUUGAAAUACAAAAGGAUCCAACUGACGGACUUUGGAGUAGUUCCUGUAGAGAGCUUUGAUUUGCCUUUAAAAAUUUUGUUCCCUCCAGACUUCUCAGAGUCGCGGCAUUACGGACUGCUGUUAGUGGUUGAUGGUGCCCCUGGUGGUCAGGCAGUGAGUGACAGAUUCUCUCUCAGCUGGGACUCAGUCCUGGUUAGUUCGGACAAUGUGAUUGUGGCCCGACUGGACGGCCGGGGCAGUGGCUUUCAAGGCCAGAGGGUUCUGCAUGAAGUUUACCAGAGACUGGGAACGGUUGACGUUCAGGACCAGAUUGCAGCCGUGGAGUUCAUGACCAAAUUCCCCUACAUUGAUCAAACACGGAUAGCAGUUUUUGGACAGGGUUAUGGAGCCUACCUGACACUGAUGAUGCUGAAGUCUACUGACAGCCUCUUCAAAUGCGCGUGUGCAAUGUCGCCAGUGACAGACUGGAGACUGUACGCGUCCGCCUUCUCAGAGCGCUACCUUGGCAUGCCGCUGCAGGACGACAGCAGAUAUCAGUUCUCCAGCUUGCUGCAGAACGUUCAAGCUCUCAGGGAGCAGACGCUGAUGCUGGUGCACAGCACAGCAGAUGCAAACAUUCACUUUCAGCACACGGCGGAGCUCGUCAGGAACCUCGUCAAAGUGGGAGCGAACUACUCCAUGCAGAUCUACCCCGAUGAGGGACACUUCCUGUCCCGGCAGAGCCGUAAGCAUCUCUACGCAACACUCACCAGCUUCUUCAGGGAAUGUCUAAAAGAGGAGCUGCUACCGCUGCCUGAUGAAGAAGAGGAGGAGGAAGAAUAAUGUGAGGCUCCAAGUGUCACGUUGGUGGUAGAUAUUGGAGAGUUUUACAAAAAUCCCUCAAGGCCUUUCGCAUUUGGACCAAUUCUUUAGCCAGAAAAGGACAUGGCGAAGGAGCCGCUAAUACUCUUACUGUGAGUGAGUGAGUGAGUGAGUGAGUGUGUGUGUGUGAGCACUACAUUGUGUGACUGUAAAUGGUGUAAAAAAAAAAAGGUCACUAAGGGACACAUGAGCAACACGUGUCUGGAUUUGCUGCAGAAACUGGACUCAUUUUGGAACACUAUUCCUGAGAAAGCACACUGAACGUGACGUCCACUUUUGUAGACUCUCUAGAUUGUAGUCGUUCACAUUUAACCAAAUGCAUGUUCAUCCACUCGUCUUUGGGGUUCAGCUGUUGGUUAGACAUCUGAUGACGGCAGAACAAAAUCAAACACAUGUGCUUAAUCCCUCCCUCUUAUGGCUGCAGAGUCUUUAUCUGCAGCAGCUGACUUCACAAAAAUCUGGACGUUCUACAAAAGUAGAACCAAAAGAAGAUCAAUUCCCUGCCUGUUAACAACAGUGUCACCCCAAAUGCUAACACUCCAGGGGUUCACACAAUGUUGCAAAGGAUUCUGUGUCAACUUACGUCUGUUGAAGAGUUGUCCAUGUUUCCUGUGAGGUUUUGGCAGUGACAGUCAUUCGCUCUGAAGCACAGGAGUUGCUCUCUGUGCAACAGGACUUUGAUUUCAGAGUGACAGACUUUCAAACGGCACUCAAACCUUCUCCGUCUCACGGUGGACGUUAAACGUACUUCAGGGAGGAGUUGGGUUGACGUCCACUGCAAAUUUGUCAGAAGAGUCUUUGGUUUCAAACACUCAUGUGAGCACAUUAGGCAACAAGUGCAGUAGUGGUGAUAAAGUGGAGCUCUCUACAGUGUUAGUAGGACCCUUGCAUGUCUCCAGGGAGGGUGUCACAUUUGUACAGUGAAAGAGGAAGUGGACAUAGAUCUACUUUCAGGAAGAAGGAUCUCAUAGAAUGCUUAGUUUAUGCGAAUGAUUGUAUUGACCAAUUUCUUUUGGAUUUGUUGUAAAUGUUUAGUUGACAUAGUUAUUUAUUUUUAUUGGGUUUAUGCUUUGGUUUGUUUUCCUUGUAGCUGUUGAUUUAAAAUCCUGGGGUGGAUUUUGUAAUUCUUGCUUUUCUUUUGUGCUGUUUGAAAGGAACCAGGAUGGCGUACAGUUUGGAAAUACCGUGAUGAAAAUACAUAAAAAUACAUGAAGACAUGCUGAUGUAUGUAGCACAACACCAAACACACGGCUACUUUUUGAAGACUGUACCAAACGCUUCACUAUAUUUUCUUUGUGUUUUUCCCUUGGGUGUCAUAAUAAAGAAACAAGAACAUGUGGUUUCUAUUAGAAAUGUGAUGGAAAAAUCAGUUUGAUGUGAAAAAGCUCGUGUUUCAUUAAACAUGAAGCUGAACUACUUUAUCAAACUCCAUUUUGUUUAUUGUGUCUUUGGGAAAAGAAAAUCACACGAACAAUAAAGAGUUCAUUAGAUUUGAAAUGAACUGGAUGUAAAAAUGACACACCAUGGUUUUGGUGAAGGUUGUUCAUGUUUGACAACAUCUUCAGCAAAUGUUUGUUUCAAAAUAUUUUUGACCCCCAUUUGGUUCAACGUCUGUUUGACAGCAACACUCCUUUCCAUGACACGGUGUUACGGUGAGUUUGAGGUAAAUGAUGGGAAUCCUGUGUGUAGAACCGCGGUAAAGAGAUUCUAAAGACAGGGUGUGCUAUAAGCAGCAAAAGAUGCUCUAUGUUCAAUUUUCAAGUUCAUAAACGGCUUUAAAAUGUUUUCAAAUAAACUGAACAAAAUUGUG